AUGUGGAGCUGGGUAUAGAUAGGGCUUCAGUGAGUCGGCGACUCGGAUCCCACCGCCACCGCUUAUAAAGCCCACUCAACAUCUUCAUCUGCCUACAAGCAUCACACUUCUCACAUCAACAACACCCACUGCUACCUGCAGAUGUCUCGGCCAAUGUUCCGCAAGAGUCUAAAGACAGCCUCGUCAGCUGUCCUGCGCCCGCGCCUUCAAUACCAACAAAUCCCGAAAUCCCAGACCUUCGCAACCAUCGCACCAGUGACCUCUAGCCGCAACCACAAAGUGAUAGUCAUCGGCGGCGGCUCAGCCGGUCUCGCAAUCAGCCAUCAACUUCUUCGCUCAGGUCGUUUCACUCCUCAUGACAUCGCCAUCAUCGACCCAGCGACUUGGCAUCACUACCAGCCCGGAUGGACGUUAGUCGGCGGCGGACUAAAAACGAAAGAAGUGCUACGACGGCCGAUGCACGACUUGAUCGGUCCUAAUCUCAAGUUCUAUAACGAUGGAGUCCGAACCUUUACCCCAGAUGACAACACCGUUACACUAACCAACGGGGACCGCGUAACCUACGAACAGUUGGUGGUUGUACCCGGGAUUCAGAUCCAGUAUAACAAGAUCAAGGGCUUACCCGAGGCACUAGCAGCACCAGAGUCAAUGGUAUCAUCUAUCUACGGCUACGAUACAUGCGACAAAGUCUUCCGGACCAUUCAACAACUCCGUCAGGGAGUCGCAUUGUUCACGCAACCGACAGGCGUGGUGAAAUGCGCUGGUGCGCCGCAGAAAGCGAUGUGGCUCGCGCUGGACUACUGGAAGCGGAGGGGACUGUACAACGUUGACCAGCCACAGUCAAAAAUCCAGAUAAGCUUCGCUACGGGCCUGCCUGGUAUGUUCGGGGUGCCGAAAUAUAGCACCAAGUUGGAAGAGCUGCGACGGGGGAAUGGCGUGGAAGGACUGUUCCAGCAUGAUUUGGUGGAGAUUGAUGGGAAUACAGCGGUAUUCGCUCAACUCAAUGGGAAUGGCUUGGUGAGGAAGCAUUUCGACCUGUUACAUGUGGUACCGAAGAUGGGGCCCCAUGAUUGUGUCAAAGAUAGUGCGCUGGCAAAUGAGGCGGGUUUCGUGGAGGUUGAUGAGACGACCAUGCGCCAUACGAGGUACGCGAAUGUCUGGUCGGCUGGUGAUGCGUCGAGCCUUCCGACGUCCAAGACCAUGGCUGCGGUCGCUGCGCAGGCACCGGUGCUGGUGAGAAAUCUCUUGCGAGUAAUGGAUGGAAACGAGCCUAGUGCCAGGUACGAUGGGUAUACUUCGUGUCCGCUUGUGACAGAAUAUGGGAAGGUCCUGCUGGUGGAGUUUAAGUAUGGCGGAGUACCCAAGGAGACCUUCGGCAUGCUGGGCAUUGAUCAGGCGGUUCCGCGCCGGGCAUUUUAUUAUAUGAAGAAGCAUUUCUUUCCUUGGGUGUAUUAUAGUUCGAUGGUCAAGGGAACAUGGGGCGGGUCGCAGGGUUGGAUUCGGUAAUUUGAGGCGGGAUUUGGCGGUUUUUUUGGAGGAUUGUAUAGACACAUGUUAGAACAAGAUACUUCAACGGGUUAAAGGCUUUGAAACCAAACGCUUUUGCUUUAG
Messenger RNA from Aspergillus ibericus CBS 121593, 1611 nucleotides. Its product is annotated as FAD/NAD(P)-binding oxidoreductase. The coding region runs from base 142 to 1506 and encodes 454 amino acids. The transcript has a single exon. Gene Ontology annotation, cellular component: mitochondrion. Lineage: Eukaryota; Fungi; Ascomycota; Eurotiomycetes; Eurotiales; Aspergillaceae. Gene Ontology annotation, molecular function: FAD binding; sulfide:quinone oxidoreductase activity. The record is from RefSeq and is a predicted model, not a curated record.